Molecule: messenger RNA, 1830 nt
Organism: Boleophthalmus pectinirostris (great blue-spotted mudskipper)
Lineage: Eukaryota; Metazoa; Chordata; Actinopteri; Gobiiformes; Gobiidae
Gene: slc6a1b
Product: solute carrier family 6 member 1b
Exons: 14
Coding region: 1-1830 (609 amino acids)
Biological process (GO): neurotransmitter transport; sodium ion transmembrane transport
Cellular component (GO): plasma membrane; cell surface; axon
Molecular function (GO): gamma-aminobutyric acid:sodium:chloride symporter activity
Source: RefSeq, a predicted model, not a curated record
AUGGCGACGAACGGAACCAAAGCCGCGGAUGGACACGUCUUAACGGAGACCGUGACCGACGCAACGGACGCCACCAACAUCAGCAGCACCACGCCAAACGACAAACCGAAAACGCUGGUGGUUAAAGUGCAGAAGACGAAAAAGGAUAUACCGGAGAGGGAAACGUGGGGUGGAAAAUUUGACUUUCUGCUCUCUUGUGUGGGAUACGCAAUCGGACUGGGAAAUGUCUGGAGAUUUCCGUAUUUGUGUGGGAAAAACGGAGGAGGGGCCUUCUUGAUUCCAUACUUUUUGACCCUCAUAUUUGCUGGCAUGCCUUUGUUCUUUCUGGAAACGGCCCUUGGGCAGUACACGUCCAUUGGAGGGCUUGGUGUGUGGAAAUUGGCCCCUGUGUUUAAAGGUGUGGGUCUGGCAGCUGCUGUCCUUUCCUUUUGGCUCAAUAUCUAUUACAUUGUUAUCAUUUCCUGGGCACUUUACUAUCUCUACAACUCCUUCACCACUGAGCUGCCAUGGCAGAGCUGUGGCAAUCCCUGGAACACAGAUCGCUGCUACACCAACUACAGCAUCACGGACACCACUAAUCUGACCAGCGCAGUGUUGGAGUUCUGGGAACGUAACAUGCACCAGCUGACCGAUGGCCUGGAGAAGCCCGGGGAGAUCAGGGUGCCACUGGCCAUCACACUGGCGAUCGCAUGGGUGCUGGUCUACUUCUGCAUCUGGAAGGGGGUCAGCUGGACCGGAAAAGUUGUGUACUUCUCAGCCACCUACCCUUACUUCAUGCUGGCGAUCCUGUUCUUUCGUGGUAUCACCCUCCCAGGAGCCAUAGAUGGAAUCAAAUUCUACAUCACUCCCGAGUUUAGUAAACUGAAGGAGUCAGAGGUGUGGCUGGAUGCUGCCACUCAGAUUUUCUUCUCAUACGGUCUGGGAUUAGGCUCCCUGAUUGCUCUUGGCAGCUAUAAUCCCUUCAAUAACAACGUCUACAGAGACUCUGUGAUUGUGUGCUGCAUCAACUCCUUCACCAGCAUGUUCGCGGGCUUUGUCAUCUUCUCCAUUGUGGGCUUCAUGUCCCACGUGACCAAGAAAGACAUUGCAGACGUGGCCGCCUCAGGUCCUGGCUUGGCGUUUUUGGCGUACCCCGAGGCCGUCACCCAGCUGCCCAUCUCCCCUCUGUGGGCCAUCCUCUUCUUCUCUAUGCUGCUCAUGUUGGGGAUUGACAGUCAGUUCUGUACAGUGGAGGGCUUCAUCACUGCUCUGGUGGAUGAGUUUCCUCGAGUGCUCAGAAAACGCAGAGAGAUCUUCAUCGCUGUGGUCUGCCUCGUGUCCUACAUCAUCGGACUGUCCAACAUCACACAGGGAGGACUGUACGUUUUCAAACUGUUCGAUUACUACUCGGCCAGUGGGAUGUCUCUGCUGUUCUUAGUCUUCUUUGAGUGCAUUUCAAUCUCAUGGUUUUAUGGCGUGAACAAGUUUUAUGACAACAUUGAAGAGAUGAUUGGGUACCGGCCCUGUCUGUGGUGGAAGGCCUGCUGGUGCGUCUUCACUCCGCUCAUUGUGGCUGGCGUGUUCCUGUUCAGUGCGGUUCAGAUGGUUCCUCUCACCAUGGGGGACUAUGUGUUCCCAGCCUGGGGGCAGGGAGUGGGCUGGUUGAUGGCGAUGUCCUCCAUGAUUCUCAUCCCUGGAUACAUGGGCUACAUGUUCCUCAACCUCAAGGGCACGUACAAAGAGCGUCUGCGGCAGAUGAUCAAACCAGUGGUUCUGGUCAAGUCUCAGGAGAACGGCCCGGAGCAGCCGGACCAGAGCCAGAACCCGCCCACUGAAGAGGCCUACAUCUAA